GUUCAUGAACACUAAAAUACAUACAUAAAUGGAGAAAUAACCCAAUAUUAAUAAUUUAAUAAGUCAAAAUUACAAACUAUGUCCUUAGAGUGUUUAUAAAUAUCAACCAACUUGGCUUCUAGAGUAUGCAUUUAGCAGUAACAAGGAGGAAUAAAAAAUGGAUAUUCUACAUGUCAUGAUCCGCAUGCAUUCUAGCAUGAGGUAUGCCUCUCUCUCUCUCUCCUCCCCCUUCCCCACGCUCCCCGGUCUUCUAUAAACGCUGUGAAUAUAUGCCACCUUCUCAGCAGAGCUGGAAAGAGAGAAAAAAUAGACUCAUCCAUCUCCCAGAGUGCUACAAGAUGAGUAGAGGUGGGAGCUUCGGAGGUGGACAGAGCUCUCUAGGUUACCUCUUUGAAUCAGAUGAGGCCCCAGUCUCACCCCCUAGAUCUACCAAGGCCACCAAGUCUCCCCAGCCUCCAUCUGAUGGAGGUAGCAAGAGCAAAGCAACAGCCCAAGAGACUCAACCAGAAAAAGCCAUCUCCAACAACUACCACAGAGCGCAAGGCCAGAACUCAGGGAACUUCAUCACGGGUCGUCCCUCCACCAAGGUCCUUUCAGCUCCCGGUGGCAGCUCAUCUCUUGGCUACCUGUUUGGAGAUAAAUGACGUGCGGUUUGGAGUGGCUUCAUCAGUGGUCUGAAAUAAGGGCAUCGUGAGCCCAGUUGUGAGUGGAUUUUAUGAAGGUUAUGAUGGCAAGACUGUAAUAGCUAGGUGACAGGUUCUCUUUUUCAAGGAGCGUUACAUGGUUGUGCCUCUUCUUACGCUGCUGCAGGUGGUGAGCACUAGGAGUUCUUUAUAGUUUUUAUUUCUUUUCUGAGAAAUCCAUCCAUGUGGAUGAGAUUUGGCAGACACCUACUUAUUUAUUGGUAGGGAAAGACAACUUAAAGAGACUCAGGUACUACCAUGAGUCUACUGGCUUAAUUUGUGCAGCUUUGAGUGGUAUGUGAAGUUUGUUUGGUAUUGCUGUUUGUGUAGUUUGCUCUACUUGUCAAUAUACAUAUGAAUUUACUGUA
This is a messenger RNA of Elaeis guineensis (African oil palm), 1051 nucleotides long. RefSeq names its product protein SPIRAL1-like 5. Gene Ontology annotation, cellular component: cortical microtubule, transverse to long axis. Gene Ontology annotation, biological process: cortical microtubule organization. The record is from RefSeq and is a predicted model, not a curated record. Lineage: Eukaryota; Viridiplantae; Streptophyta; Magnoliopsida; Arecales; Arecaceae.